Messenger RNA from Orussus abietinus, 3522 nucleotides. Its product is annotated as trichohyalin. The record is from RefSeq and is a predicted model, not a curated record. The transcript has 8 exons. Lineage: Eukaryota; Metazoa; Arthropoda; Insecta; Hymenoptera; Orussidae. The coding region runs from base 604 to 2637 and encodes 677 amino acids. Gene Ontology annotation, molecular function: actin binding.
GAAGCGAAAGAGCCAACUCCGGGACCGAGCGAGAGAGAGAGACUCGGAGGAAUGCGUCGUAGGAUAGGGUGUACGGCAGCGACGCGUCCUAGAAGACGAUCUAAUUCUGGAGUACGACGCCGUGACGUCACGUGCCGAAAAUACCACAUUCAGGGGAGAAGGAGGAAGCGAGGGCGGGCGGGGCGACGACGGUCUCGGGGUUCGAACCGGGGCUCAAUCUUUCCGAAAGUCUCGAAAACGCGAGCGAAGACCGGACCCGCAACCUCGACCGUUCCGCGAAGUCGGGCCCGAGAAGCCCGAAGAGAGUCCCCUGGAGGCCACGGCUUCCGGGAGCUUCCGCAAACUCCGGAGGCUGGGCCCGGGACCGCCCCCGAAGAGAGAGCCACCGCGGAAGUCCUCUUCCUCGAGAUACCGGACUCCUGCGCAGGGUCCACCCUUUUUGGCGACACCCGAGGCGGGAUCGGAAGAGGGGCAUCUCGGUUGAACACUCUGGGAGCAACCGGGCCGUCGUAACAUCCGGUCCCCGAACGCCGGUUGGAGGAAAUCGGGUCCGAUCGGGUGGAAUCGAGCCCCGAACACCCGGGGAAGGUCUUGGGAGUCAGGAUGCCGGGAGCCGGGGGGCAACAGCCGCCCCAGAGGACAACGUUUAGGCCGCCAUGGGUCAAGGAGGGCCCCAAUCCGCUGCCGUUGCCUACGGCCCCCUGGACGCUGAACUCCAGGAGGGAGUCCAAGCCGCGCACGGAGGAGCCACCGGCCUUCACUCAGGUUACCCUCAAGAGCGUUCCGAAGCCAGCAGAGCCAGCGCCCUCGGAAGCACCAUCCAGAAAACAGAGCAAGAUUACGAUAAUCCCUUCACAGCCAAAUAGCGAGAAAACUCGAAGAAGUCAACCGCCGGCUCCUGCGAAUGCAAAGAUCAAAGAAAAUGGACGACACGAGUCCUCGUCGAGGCCUCAGCUCGAGCGUCAAGUUCACGUCGAGAGAUCGCGCUCAAGGGGCGAGAGUAUACCACUCUCGAAGAGCGAAAGCACCACCGGUGCACCUACCCUUUCGAAAAGCUCUUCACGAGCAGCCAUUCCACCUCCGUUACCACCGAGGCCUCCGCCGCCACCUCCGAGCAGGAAUGUCCUGAAAGAUAUACCACCCCUAACCAAUUCUCAGGAGAAAACCCUAGAAAUGCUAAAAUCAAGGCCAAGAAAACGUCCCGACUGGGCAAGUAUGAUGAAAGAAGUCGAAAGUGGAAAAGUAUUAAGACACGUUAAGUGUAACGAUAGAAGCGCCCCCCUGAUCGAGAGAGUGAACAAAGUUGCAGCGGAUGCAGCAGGAAAAACUCAUUUUGUCUUCGAAUCAGAAAAGUCAAACAUGCACAACCAAUUACUGAAGCAAAUCCAGGAAGGGGUGAAACUAAAGAGCGUGAAAACCAAUGAUAGAUCAAAGCCGAUGCUGGAAGGAUUGAGGAAAUUCAGAAGACAAUUAACAAUAGAGGAGCAGCUACAGAAAGCUGAAGAGCAACCGGUAGAUGAAGAAAUACCAGAUGAAAUGGACGACAUAGAUGCGGUGCGUGAUGACCUGCAAAGCACAAAACAAAUGCUGGCUCUGGAAUUACGAAAUAAGGAAGCUCUGGAACGCGAUAAUAAAAGGUUACAGGCCAGGAUUCUCAAUCUGGAAGUUGAGUUAGAGCGCGAAAGGUCUCAGAAAAAUGUACAGGAAGUUAAGAAACAGGAUGUAAAGGUUGCCCAGUCCUUAAGAGCCGAAGCUGAGCAGGCUAGGAGGGAUGCCGAGAGACUCGAAACAGACUAUGCUUCUGCUGCGGACGAGAGGGAUAGGGCAAAGAACGAGCUGGAGGAAAUGAAGAGAAUGUAUGCUGCUCUAGAGAGGCGCAUGAAGGCCGUGCUGAAUUCGUUUAUAGAAGUAGAGCCCCUUGUAGAUUUAGCAGUAGAUAGCAUAGAUGUGGCGUGGUACGAUGUUUCAGGAAUGGCUUUGGCCGGAUGUCCCAGUGCAAAGGACGUGGCUAGAAUCGCUUCGCAAAAAAGCGUAGAAAAACCCGUCGAAAUUGAAACUGAAGAAGAAGAAGAAGAGGAGAGCACGGAAGAGGAAGAAGAGGAGGAUCCCAAGAUCGCUGCAGAAAAGCGACUGCAAAGAGAAUUGAAACUGCUGAGUUCGAAAAUCAAAACUUUUGAAGAUAAAGCGGCUAACGCGCGAAAAGAAAGAAUAGCCCUCAAGGAACAAAUAAAACAACAACAGAAGUUGUUACAAGAAGAGAAUAAGAAAUUUAAACGCCUUCAAAAAGAAGUUGAUAAGAUGGCUAAAUUAAUGGCGGAUACAGAUGACGACGAGGAACAAGAAGAAGAAGAGGAGGAAGAGGAAGACGAAGAGACCGAAUCGGAAGAAGAGUCUGAAUCCGAAGAGUCGGAAGAAGAGGAGUCUGACACUGAUAAUGAAAAUGAACCCCCAGAGAAACGUAAACAAUAUUUGCAGGAACGCGCGAAGAAGCAUGAAAAUCGAUUAGCGGCAUUGAAGAAAGGUAACUAUCUUCUGAAGGCUCAAGUCGACCGACUGAAAGAUGAUUUAGUGAAACAACGAGAAGAAAGCGUUACGCUACAAGAGGACCUAGACUCUGUUUUAGCGGAACUAGGAUAAUAAUAAAAUUUUGAAACACCGUUACGUACAUAUAAAUACCGAGUACACGGCACAUAUGAAUACUUUCAAAUGUAGCGACUUGCAGUUAUCCAUAAGGCACACAACAUAUAAACUAAUGCACUCACAAACAUGGCAAAUUACUGUUAAUACAAAAUUCACUGCCAAGAAGGCUUGUAAUUUUGUAAUUAAGACAGAAUGGAAACAUAUUUAUAUAAAGGAUCCAUUGUUUUUGCAAGUAAAUUGUAAGAUAUUUUUUAAUAAAGAAUAUUGGCUGUUGAUACGCCUUACUUGUUUUCUAACUAUAUGAAAAUACAUCAAUGAAUUUUCCUGCUUGUAAAUGCAAAAUAUACUUACCUAAUUUGACAAUUAUACUAUACCACCAAUUGUACUAUACCAUUUAUGGUUAAUGCAUUCGAGAGCGGUGACUCACUGGAGACCACAUUAUAGCUGUGAAACUUUUUAGGCUACUGGAGACAGCUUUAUUUUAAGACAUUUGUCGCGAAUAUGUUACAUUACAUAUCAUAUUUUUACCGAUUGCCUAAUCCUUUUAAAUCUGUCUACAGAAUCUUUGUUUUAUAGAAAAUUCGUACUCCCACAAUAAUGUGAAUUAACUCGUAGUUGUCCAUGAGUCAACGACUGUAUUCAUUUAAUAUAUUAACCCAUUUGUAUUAUAGCUCUGAAUAAGUUAACUUCAUAGAUUAUAAAAAAUAAGUGAACGUAAUAGCGGAUAACUACGCGCUUACUGAAAGUCAUCUGUGAAUUAUCUCGCUUGCGGGAGCAAACGUAUUAAUGAAUACUGCUUAGAAGUAAAAAUAUUUUUUAUAAGAUUAAUUAAUAACGUUUCACAUGUUGCAUAUUAAGAAUUACUGAAGUAAAAUUCGGAGA